AGCAAACGAAUAGCGAAGAUUUUAGAAAGAACCCCACGUUGAUCCAGAUCCAGAGGUUGAUGUUCACUCAGUUCUUGCUUGUUUGGUCCGAUGGUCUGGUGUGUUGCUGUCUUGCGGGCAAUAUCACCCAUCACAAAGAUCACACAUGGACAAAUUAGAAGAAAACAAGCAAGUUAGUGUCUUUUCCAGCUGUUUAUUUCCCAGUGCGCAUGCGUGAUGGACAGCAGAGCGACUUAUUUCUGCGAGGAGGUAUUUCUCGUAACACGGUGUUUACUGUUUACGCUCGCCGCCCACCGCCAAAGCUGAAGUAUUUUUGGUGCCAAGAGCCGAGAGGCGCGGAGAGAGAGCCAUGGCGUUUUGUUCGUGGGUCAAAGAAGAGGUGUACAAAGACCACUUUGAACCAGGUGUGUACGUUUGUGUAGAGUGCAGUAACCAGCUCUUCUCCAGCCAAGCUAAGUAUGAGCAUGGCACUCCUUGGCCAGCCUUUACUCGCCCCAUCCACACCAACUCUCUGAAAAAAGUUCCUGAAGAGGACAGGCUAGGCGCUCUAAAGGUCUCGUGUGGGAAGUGUGGUAAUGGAUUAGGCCAUGAAUUUGUAAAGGAUGGUCCAGACGGCAAUAUGUCACGGUUCUGAAUAUUCUCACACUCCCUCAAGUUUGUUCCAAAACAAGAGGGAGAUGAAACAGGAGUCAGUAACCAUGCAGAGGUUUCCCCAGGUACCCAUUUAUUGACCAGCCCGAGAGGGAGGAUGAAGAGCUGGGUGAGCUGCACGCCGACUGCCCGGGCCGGGAUUCAAACCCGGGCCCGCGGAGUAGAAGCCAGGCACGCUGACCACUAGACCAUGGAGGCGUAUAAGAGGACAUAGCAAGAAACUUAAUGAAUAUAGAGGCAAUAAAGAUAUUUGUUUAUCUCUCUAAACAAGUUGAAUGGUUUCCCAAAGUAAUGUAUUAAAAUAUGCAGACAGAACAACUGGAAAGUAUCAGUCCAUUCCAGUUGUACUGUAUGGUGUUUAUAUUCAUUCAUCCCAGUACCCUUCUGUAUUUUAAAUCUGCACUGCCUCCUGAGUGGCCACAUGACUACUGAAGUUUUGACAUUCAUUAAGUGGCAUUUUUCAUCACUCCAUUAGGGCAGUUCUAGGCAUGUUUCCCAUAAACUCUUAUGAGAAAAUAAAUGCUUAUCU
Messenger RNA from Eriocheir sinensis (Chinese mitten crab), 1180 nucleotides. RefSeq names its product methionine-R-sulfoxide reductase B1-A-like. The transcript is spliced from 5 exons. NCBI's taxonomy places the organism in Eukaryota, Metazoa, Arthropoda, Malacostraca, Decapoda, Varunidae. The record is from RefSeq and is a predicted model, not a curated record. Gene Ontology annotation, molecular function: peptide-methionine (R)-S-oxide reductase activity.